Molecule: messenger RNA, 600 nt
Organism: Pestalotiopsis fici W106-1
Lineage: Eukaryota; Fungi; Ascomycota; Sordariomycetes; Amphisphaeriales; Sporocadaceae
Exons: 3
Coding region: 1-600 (199 amino acids)
Molecular function (GO): methyltransferase activity
Source: RefSeq, a predicted model, not a curated record
AUGACCUGGGACCAAUUCCAGCUCCAGUUUCCGAUCCCCGAGGAACUCCUUCGCGUCCCUGACGGCAGCUCCAUUGCAGAGGCAGACGCGGUGCUGGCGGAGAACGGUCGAACAUAUCACGGGUACAAGGAGGGGAAAUACUUUCUUCCCAAUGAUGCUGCAGAACAAGACAGGCUAGAUUUUCAAUACCAAAUGUUUGUGAUGGCUCUGGAUGGAAGACUAGCGCUUGCACCAAUGACGACGUCGCCUGGAUUGGUGUUGGAUGUUGCAACCGGAACCGGGAUCUGGGCAAUUCAGUUUGCCGAGCAGAACCCAGAUUCUCACAUUGUAGGCACCGCCCUGAGCGGAAUUCAACCAGUGAACCGGCCCCAAAACGGCGACUUUAUCAAGACUGAUGCCGAGGAUGAAUGGCUCUUCCCCGGACUGCCCAAAUUCGACUACGUACACCUGCGUCUCGUCUGUAUGGCCUUUGCCAACCCUAAACUGGUCCUCCGUCAUGCAUGGGAGAACCUGGCUCCGGGUGGCUGGAUCGAGUAUCAUGACAUGUACCCCUGCGCCAUGUCCUAUGACGAAAGCCAUAAAGGAACUGUUAUGCAGUAG